AUGACUAAUACAACAUGUUGUCCGGCGGCUAACGUGCCCCUCGGAGCAGGAGAGCGCCGCUCGCCUUUGCUUCUCCUUCUCCUCGCGGCGGUGUCUGAGCAGCCGCGAUCCUGCCUCCCGGGGCACUCACACGCGAGCGGCGCCCGCAAAGCUGCUGCAGAUCCAAUGUCCUCCUCCGAUGCACUGGAAGAUGACCAAAAGGAAACUUCAGACGCAUCACCGAAUAUUUCUGAUGCAGAUGCAUUUAAAAUUCUCCUGGAGAUGAAGAUGAAGAAGAGACAGAAAAAGCCCAAUCUACCAAGCACUGUGACCGAACUCGUCACUGAGGAAGGAUCUAAGGUGUUCGUGGUUGGUACUGCCCACUUCAGUGACAGCAGCAAAAGAGAUGUAGUGAAGACAAUACAGGAGGUACAGCCUGAUGUGGUUGUGGUUGAGCUUUGCCAAUACAGAGUUUCUAUGUUAAAGAUGGAUGAACAGACAUUACUAAAGGAAGCCAAAGAAAUCAAUCUGGAGAAACUUCAGCAAGCUAUAAAACAGAAUGGAGUCAUGUCAGGACUAAUGCAAAUGCUUCUGCUGAAGGUCUCUGCUCACAUCACAGAACAGCUGGGAAUGGCCCCAGGAGGGGAAUUCAGGGAGGCUUUCAAAGAGGCUGGUAAAGUACCUUUCUGUAAAUUUCAUCUUGGGGACAGACCCAUCCCUGUUACGUUUAAGAGAGCCAUCGCUGCACUUUCUUUCUGGCAAAAAGUCAAGCUUGCUUGGGGCCUCUGCUUCUUAUCUGACCCAAUCAGUAAAGAUGACGUGGAGAAGUGUAAACAGAAGGAUUUACUGGAGCAGAUGAUGGCUGAAAUGAUUGGAGAAUUUCCUGAUCUCCAUCGAACAAUUGUAUCGGAGCGAGAUAUUUACUUGACCUACAUGUUGAAGCAAGCAGCUAAGCGAAUAGAACUACCUCGUGCUUCAGAAACUGAACCCAGAAAAUGUAUCCCGUCUGUUGUAGUUGGAGUGGUUGGGAUGGGUCAUGUGCCUGGAAUAGAAAAGAACUGGAACACUGACUUAAACAUCCAGGAAAUCAUGAGUGUGCCUCCACCGUCAACUUCGAGUAAGGUUCUCAGAUUUGUCAUAAAGGCAACAGUUUUCGGACUGAUGGGAUAUGGCUGCUACCGGGUAGGACAAAGGACAGUUCAAUUUAUUCUCUCGAUGCCAGCAACACAGAACUGUCUUCAGAGGCUGACGGAAAUUAGACCUCGACAUUGA
Molecule: messenger RNA, 1251 nt
Organism: Emys orbicularis (European pond turtle)
Lineage: Eukaryota; Metazoa; Chordata; Testudines; Emydidae
Gene: TRABD
Product: TraB domain containing
Exons: 9
Coding region: 1-1251 (416 amino acids)
Source: RefSeq, a predicted model, not a curated record